AAGCGAGCCCUGUCCAUCUCCCCCCUGUCCGACUCCAGCAUCGACCUGCAGACCGUGAUCCGCACCUCGCCCAACUCCCUGGUGGCUUUCAUCAACUCCCGCUGCGCCUCCUCCGGCGGCUCCUACGGUCACCUGUCCAUCAGCACCAUCAGCCCGUCCCUGGGGUACCAGAGCCCACCUGGGCAGCAGAAGGGCCAAGGGCACCUGUACCCGACACCCCCAGCCUGCAGCUCCCACGAGGUGCCCACACGUGGGGGGCUGCUGCAGCACCCACCUGCUCGAGGGGCACUGAAACACUGCCAGCAGCUGAAGCUGGAGUGGAGCCUGAGCAGCCCCCUGAGUGCCAAAUUCCCAGAGGAGCGAUCUGAGGGUGACGUCUCCAGCCCAGCAUCCACGGGCACCCAGGACCCCUUGCUGGGCAUGCUGGAUGUCCGGGAGGAGCUGGAGAAGGAGGAUGGCAAAGCCGAGUGUGAGGCUGUGUAUGAGACCAACUGCUACUGGGACGGCUGUGCCAAGGAGUUCGACACGCAGGAGCAGCUGGUGCAC
Messenger RNA from Zonotrichia albicollis (white-throated sparrow), 546 nucleotides. Lineage: Eukaryota; Metazoa; Chordata; Aves; Passeriformes; Passerellidae. The record is from RefSeq and is a predicted model, not a curated record.